This is a messenger RNA of Mytilus trossulus (common blue mussel), 2675 nucleotides long. Its product is annotated as solute carrier family 22 member 6-A-like. Gene Ontology annotation, cellular component: membrane. Lineage: Eukaryota; Metazoa; Mollusca; Bivalvia; Mytilida; Mytilidae. The transcript is spliced from 10 exons. The record is from RefSeq and is a predicted model, not a curated record. Gene Ontology annotation, biological process: transmembrane transport. Bases 84 to 1853 code for a protein of 589 amino acids. Gene Ontology annotation, molecular function: transmembrane transporter activity.
UUAGACAGUAUAUCUUGUAAACAAUCCUAGAGGUAACAUUAGUAUUUGACGAAAGUGUUACCUAUUAUGAUACACAUUUGAACAUGGAGGUAUCGACAAUAACUUGUAGCUCAGGUAAAAAAAGACUGAAUGAAAUCAGUCCGGCUACAGACGUAGACAACAUCCUGAAAACACUAGGAGGUUUUGGAAGAUACCAAAAAAUUCAGUUACUUUUAAUAUGUUUCUUUGUAUUGGAGGAUAGUUUUCAUUUAAUUUCAUCCGUUUAUAUAGCUUAUCGACCCUUUUACCAAUGUGAAGAUAUUAACUCUACCAAUUACUUACAAGACCGUAAUGUUAGCCAAUCAUCUACCAUAGAUAUAGCAUACGGGAAAUGUGAUAUAGGUAUACGCGUGAAUACGUCUCUCUCCAGUUUCACCUCAAAGGAGGCUUGUAUAAAUGGCUACAAGUAUGACAUUCCAAAGGACAGAACGACGGUCACUGAGUGGGAUCUUGUUUGCAGUGGCGCAGAACGUUCAGAACUGGCAACAACCUUGAUUAUGCUAGGUCAAGCAACGGGAGCAGUAAUAUUCUCUCCUAUAUCAGAUAAGAUAGGACGAAAACCAAGCAACAUCUUCGCUAGAAUUAUGUACUUUUUCACAGCUUUGGCGACUGUGUUCUCUCCUAACAUUUCAGUAUUUUUGGUGUUCAGAUUUCUACAAGGAACAUUUCAGGGCGGAAGUCUUAUGACAUGUACAAUUCUGUAUAUAGAAUUGCUCCCAAAGGAACUACGACAUCGUGCUGAAGGUGCUAAUAUAACCGCAUGGACAACAGGGCUUGUCUUGACAUCAGUGAUUGGCUAUUUGUGUCGGGAUUUAACAUGGAGAUACAUGCAACUGAUUCUAGCCAUCAUAACUUGUCACACACUAUUUGAUUGGUUGUUUUUAGAUGAGUCAUUAAGAUGGCUUAUAGCUAAUGGUAAAACUGAGAAAGCUGAAAAUUUGUUGAAAAAAGCCGCGAAGGCGAAUUAUACUAAUUAUCAAUUGGUCAUUAAAAGCAUAAAAGUUGAACAGUCAACAGAUAUUCCAAUGAAAAAUCAAGAUGCCACAAUAACAGCCCAAUCUGCGGAUUCAGAUGAAGAGGAAAAAUCAACAGUACAUAAAUAUAGCAUUUUCACAAUAUUGAAGAACAAACGAAUGCUGGGAUGUUCUAUUAUACUUUGGAUUGCUUGGAUCACAAAUUCCCUUACAUACUAUGGAUUAAUGCUAACUACAUCGACCCUCUCUGGUGACCGAUAUCUCAAUAAUAUUCUAGCUUGCCUUGCUGAAUAUCCGGCUGCGAUGGUACAACAACUUUUUGUAAACAGAAUAGGAAGAAAGUGCAUGCUUAUAAUAUUUCAUGCUAUAGCUGGAAUUUCAAUGGUUUUGGCAAUGGUCUGUACAACAUAUGGCGGUGAAAAUGAAUGGCUACCAGUAUUGGGAACAGUCUUAGCAUUGCUUGGAAGAUUUGCCAUAACAGGAUCGUUCAGUACAGUGUUUCUAUAUACAUCAGAAUUAUAUCCUACGAAUUUAAGGAAUGCUGGUUUAGGCAUUGCAUCAACUAUUGCUAGAAUAGGAUCCAUGCUGUCACCAUUCGCUAUGACUCUUUCUUACAUUGUUCCAUGGGGUCCAGCAGCAGUGUUUGCUAGUUUAAAUUUAUUUGUCACCCUUUCGUUAUUGGUUCUACCUGAGACUAUGGGACGUGAACUACCAACAACAGUUACAGAGCUGAAUUCCUGGUACAAAUAUAAUAAUCCAUGUACCUUCAUUCGAUGUUCAAAGAAGACAUACAACUUGAAAAAAACAGUAAUGAUGCAAUAUGAUGUUAAUAACAUAUGAUAAUUUGUUAUAAAUGUUUCAUUGAUAUUGGCGCAAACAGCGGUAAUUUUGUGUAGUUAUCGAUUUAUCAAGUUUAUACCAAUAUUAGAGCAUCUGUGAUCACUAACGGUUUUAAGUCAGGUUUGUGUUGAGACGUCUUAUCUAGUUUGUUUAACUUGAUGUUGUGUUGAAUAGAAUGUUUUUGUAAUAUUUUGUUUAUAGCUAUAGUGUCUAUUUUUUUUUUGGUGACUAUGAAAUGUAUUUACCGUUUCAAAUCAUCAGUGUGCAUCUUUCAUUUUCACCAUUGAAUGUGCAAACAAAAAAAAACGUUGUUAAAGGAGUGUAUUUUUUUUUCUCUUUUCCUGAUUAAGCCUGUUUGUAUAAUCAGUAAUACUCUUUCGCCUCAGUCACAGACAGCUUAUUGUUUAUUUCUUUGUGUGUAAAUUACAAACUUUCCACUGUUGAUACAUGCAAAUGUCCGUUGUCGUGUCCUUUUCCUUAUUUUAAUGAACGAAUGGCUUAUUUUCAUCGUGCAUUAUCAAAUGACUUUUUCAAAUCUUUGUAUCGUCUUUAUUUAUGAAUGUUAUUGUUUUAUAUUUGCUUACAUUUACUUUCAUUGAAAAGUGCAUAAUUGUAACCAUGGUGACGUUAUGUGUUCUUGUUCCUGCAUGUGUACUAAUAAUAUGUGUCACCAGUAUAGGGCUCUUUUGUGUUAAUAACGCAAAAGCAUGUUCCAAAUAGAACAUUUUCUCAAAGAGUCUCAUUACUGUUAACAGUAUAUUUGAAAAAAAUAUAUAUAAAGGUGCUCGGUAAUAAUGAUUUAAUAAACUAUAUAUAUACUAA